This is a messenger RNA of Perca fluviatilis (European perch), 1140 nucleotides long. Its product is annotated as deoxyhypusine synthase-like. Bases 273 to 1100 code for a protein of 275 amino acids. Gene Ontology annotation, molecular function: deoxyhypusine synthase activity. The record is from RefSeq and is a predicted model, not a curated record. Gene Ontology annotation, biological process: peptidyl-hypusine biosynthetic process. NCBI's taxonomy places the organism in Eukaryota, Metazoa, Chordata, Actinopteri, Perciformes, Percidae. Gene Ontology annotation, cellular component: cytoplasm. The transcript is spliced from 8 exons.
UAAAUGCAAAAAUGUUAUUUGGCAAGUCACCGUGGUAUAAGCAGCAUUGGACGGUUCACGCCUCUUCCAUCCUCCAUUAAUUCCUGAAAAUGGACACCUCCUCGAGAAUUAACCCUUACUUAUUUACUGUUAACAGUGCAUAUACAAGCAGCUGGAUUAAUGACUGCUUUUUCUAGUUUUAUCAGUCUUUUUAAUGCCCUGCACAGAUCGAGAGGCGUCAGCAACCGGUGGAGGGAGGUGUUGAUGAAGACCCAUCAACCUGCCCCUGCCUGAUGAGCUGCACCAUCUUCCUCGGUUACACCUCAAACCUCAUCAGCAGCGGACUCAGGGAGACUAUCCGCUACCUCGCAGAACACAAAAUGGUGGGUGUCUUAGUGACCACAGCUGGAGGUAUAGAAGAGGAUCUGAUGAAGUGUUUCAGCCCGGCUUACAUUGGAGACUUUACUAUGUCUGGCAAGGAUCUGUACGAAAAAGGUCAUAACAUGGCUGGAAACACUCUGAUCCCCCAAGAAAACUAUGUCAAGUUUAACAAAUGGAUGCCUCCGAUCUUGAAGCAGAUGCUGCUGAAGCAGAACACUCUGGGCGUUUGCUGGACUCCAUCUAAGAUGAUCCAUCGGCUGGGCAAGGAGAUCAACAACCCUGAAUCUGUUUACUACUGGGCCUACAAGAAUAACAUGCCGGUGUUCUGCCCUGCCCUGACAGACGGCGCUAUAGGAGACGAGCUCUUUGUCUUCUCAGCUGAAAACCCGGGCUUAAAACUGGACAUAGUUGAAGAUAUUUCAAAGUUGAACAGCCUCGCAAUUGCUGCCAACAGCACAGGGAUGAUCAUCCUGGGAGGAGGUGUAGCCAAACACCAAGUAUGCAAUGCCAAUUUCUGGAGGAAUGGAGCCGACUACGCAGUGUAUGUGAACACGGCUCAGGAGUUUGAUGGUUCUGACUCAGGGGGCAGUCCUGAUGAGGCCAUGUCCUGGGGAAAGAUCAAAGUAGAUGCUAAACCUGUGAAGGUGUGUGCAGAUGCUUCCAUCGUUUUCCCCCUAUUGGUGGCAGAGACCUUUGCAGUCCAUGCUAAUAAGAAGACAGCUGGCAAGGAAAACAGAUAAACAAAUUGUUGGUCUGGAAUACAAAGCUUCAGAUGGAAUC